Rotaria sp. Silwood2 is the source of this 954-nucleotide messenger RNA. The record is from the annotation of a GenBank genome assembly. Lineage: Eukaryota; Metazoa; Rotifera; Eurotatoria; Philodinida; Philodinidae.
AUGGGUGCAAGCGAAAGUAUAGCUAUUCAAGUAAACCUCAAUAGACCAGACCGUUUUUAUUUUGUUGGUGAACAAGUAUCGGGCAAUAUAUUGUUUCAAAAUGAUCACAAUCAGUUGAAAUUGGAGGAGAUAAUUCUCAAACUCGUUGGCGAACUUGGUUAUACGACACAAGAGAGCCGUUCUUCUACCGAUAUCAAUGGGAACACCACUACAGAAAAUUACACUGAUUAUCAUGAUAUACCAUUCUUUACUAUUAGUUUACCUCUCGCUCGACCUAUCGAUGGACAACAGAAAAUGAUUCUUGAUCGUGGCACAUAUACAUGGCCAUUUGAAUUUAGUCUUCCAGAGAAUUUACCUCCAUCAUCAAGUCCCAACAAUGAAUCAUAUCCUCAUAUCAAAUACUACACUCAAGUCAUUCUUGGAAGACAAUGGUACAAAUCAAACAUGACAAAAACACAUAUUUUCACGAUUUCUCCUCGUAUGAAUAUUCAUCACAUGAACGAUAUUCAAGAGACACAAUUCUUUACUCAUCAGAAUCGUAAGCAACUCCGUUUACAAUGUUGCCUACUUCAGGAUGUUAUUGUGCCAGGUAAAACGCUCUCUUUUCUAAUAAAGCUUCACAAUCCUCGACGAUCGAAAAUAAAAAGAAUUGAAGCCAUUUUCAUGCAAUGUAGACACACUGCUUUCGAUCGUCAUAAUGAAAUUAUUGUUUCUGCUGAUUUACCCAAUUUGAACGAAUUCAAUGAAUUAUAUUUACAACGUAAUUUCGAACUUCUCGUACCUAAUAUUUAUCUAACACCUACUUCCUCAUUUUCGACAUCAUUUCAUGGCUAUUCGCAUUAUAUUACCGUUCAUUAUGAGCUCAAACUACAAAUAAAAUCACAUGGAGUAUUUACAGAUUUUCAAUUGAGCGUUCCAGUUAUUGUUGAUAUAGAGACAAUAUCAGAACAAUGA